AUGGGCGCUACUCACUUUCGUCACUAUCCCGAAGUCCGCAAAGGGCCUGAGAAACCGUACGAGAAGGAGGACAUUGCUUUGCCGGUCCUCCGAGGGCCAUCAUUAAGCAUCAGUGCGACUGUAAUACACCAUUUGGAAUUCCUUCAAAAUCAUUUAUGGCGCAGCAGCGGCUUGACCAAUUUCCGCAAAGCAGAGAAUAUUCUCAACUCAUAUCAACCAAGGUUUGACCCAACAGUAUGGCCUAUACUGAGCAAUGAGUCGGAGCAAUCGUCGACUUCACUUCCGGCUCCUCAAGAACAGCGUGGCUCUAGUUUGUCGGGGUUUUGGACUUCGGCAGAUUAUCAUCAACGGUAUCUAUCCGGUGAUUUGACACCGACUAUUGUCGUUGAGACACUACUUCCCAUGAUCCAGAGAGACGCAAAACCACCUGGUAGAUUUUCCAUUGGGUUUUUGGAAGCGAAAAUAGAGCUGGUUAGAGCUGCGGCUGCGGCGUCAACUAAACGGUAUAGAGAGGGGAAACCCUUGGGCCCUUUAGAUGGUGUACCUGUCGCUGUUAAGGAUGAGGUCCAUAUGAAAGGUUAUAAAAGAACACUAGGUAGCAAGUCUGAUUUCUCCCAUGGAUUUGAUGUAACUUCGUGGUGUGUUGAGAAGUGGGAGGAAGCUGGGGCUAUUGUGAUUGGGAAGACAACUAUGCAUGAGAUUGGAAUUGAUACAACAAACAACAACCCCAAUACCGGCACUCCUCGCAACCCAUAUAAUCGCAACUAUUACUGCGGUGGCUCAUCUGGAGGAUCAGGUUAUGCUCUUGCUACCGGUCUCGUUCCAAUUGCUCUUGGUGCAGACGGAGGCGGCUCCAUUCGAAUUCCAUCUUCGUAUUGUGGCGUUUACGGCUUGAAACCCACCCACGGCCGCAUCUCUGCUGUUCCUACACCGUCACUAGCUCCCAGUGUUGGCGUGUAUGGGCCUAUGUCUUCUAACAUUGAUGACCUUGCACUCGCAUAUAGACUCAUGGCUGCGCCGCCUCCUAUUGAGGCGGAUAGUAUAGCUUCGGGGUUUUCGAACCCACUUGCUGAAAUACAAUUCAACACGAACACCAGGACCAUCGGUGUAUUCCAAGCAUGGAUUGACCGCUCCGAGCCAGCUGUUCGGAACAUAUUCGACCAAAUCAUAAAGCAUCUCAAAACCCAAAAAGGAUACAACAUUAUCGACAUAGAGAUUCCAUAUCUCCCCGAAGGCCAACAAGCACACGCACUCACAAUUCUCGCCGAACUCGCCGCAGGAAUCCCAGCAUCAGACGUUACUUCCCUACUCCCACAUACCAAAGUCCUCAUAACCGUCAGUGGAAGUAAAUCCACAGGGACAGACUAUAUAGCAGCGCAAAAACUGCGAAGUCUACUCAUGUCCCAUCUAUCAUAUCUGUUCACCACCCACCCAGGACUAUUGAUUCUCACGCCCACAGCGCCCAUAGCAGGAUGCGAAAUCAAAGGCGGAGAAAAAGAUCUAUCGCACGGGGUUAUGGAUACAUUUACAUCCACGAGGAGUAUGGAAUAUGUUUGGCUAGCGAAUUUUACGGGCUGUCCUGCUAUUAGUGUCCCCGGAGGAUAUGAUGAUAGUACAGGAAUUCCAGUCGGGGUGAUGGCGAUGGGAGAAUGGGGUAGUGAAGAGAGUUUACUGGAGUUUGCGAGGGAUACAACGGACACAGGGACUUUGGGAGUUGACGGACGAUUAAUGACACCCGUUGCUGAGCGUGGGAGAGAGGACCCUGCAUGGGUGGAUGUUAUUGGUGAAGCGGAGAGGAAGAUGAAUGGGUCGAAUGCUAGCAAGUUGUGA
Molecule: messenger RNA, 1830 nt
Organism: Talaromyces stipitatus ATCC 10500
Lineage: Eukaryota; Fungi; Ascomycota; Eurotiomycetes; Eurotiales; Trichocomaceae
Product: N-acylethanolamine amidohydrolase, putative
Exons: 3
Coding region: 1-1830 (609 amino acids)
Molecular function (GO): catalytic activity
Source: RefSeq, a predicted model, not a curated record